GCCUUAUCGACGUGCGUUAGAAGGACCCAUUUCAGGUGCUACCUCAUGUCAAAUUCUAUAACCUAGACAUAUACAAAUUUUAUGUUCUAAAUGUUUAAGAACAUGUAUAAGUAUGGAGCGUCGCGUUAAAAAACAAACUAGUGUAAAUCACAUUGUUAAAAAAAGGACACCGCGUCAAUCAGCCAAAACAAAAAACGACAUCUACGUUGACAACAAAACAAAUUUCAAGGCAUUUUUGAAAUUUUGUGAAAAAAUUUUCAAUUCUGGGUCAAGAGAAGUUAUUAUUCAUGGUCUUGGAAAAUCAAUUCCUCGUGCAUGUGAAUUGGCUUUACGUCUUCAAUCCAUCCAUCACAAUACUUUGCAGAUAGACACUAAAACUUCAACUGUAAAAUUAGUUGAUGAUUGGGAACCAACGAAUGAUGAUGCUGAUUUUGAAGUAAACGAAAGAACCAAUUCGGCAAUCCGCAUUAGAUUAUACAGACUUGUUGCUGUAGGUCCUGAAAAACUUGAUAGCUAAUUUAAUAACAUUAAGUAAA
This is a messenger RNA of Trichogramma pretiosum, 536 nucleotides long. It is a transcript of the gene Rpp20, whose product is annotated as ribonuclease P protein subunit p20. Gene Ontology annotation, cellular component: nucleus; ribonuclease MRP complex; nucleolar ribonuclease P complex. Gene Ontology annotation, biological process: tRNA 5'-leader removal. The transcript is spliced from 3 exons. The coding region runs from base 113 to 517 and encodes 134 amino acids. The record is from RefSeq and is a predicted model, not a curated record. Lineage: Eukaryota; Metazoa; Arthropoda; Insecta; Hymenoptera; Trichogrammatidae. Gene Ontology annotation, molecular function: nucleic acid binding.